CGGCUGGGGGAGGGGAAUGAUACAGUGAGAGUGUAGCGCUGGCUUGUACCGAGGCAGGUUGUAGCCUGACCCAGCUCGGGACAGACGAUAGGAAGGGUUUCUGCCUUCCUUGGUUGUGAUGUCAUCUGUGUAAGUUACCAUGCCGACUGAAGGAGAACCUACAACGUUUGCCAAACUUCUGCACCUGAUGUUCCUCUCCACCUUCUGGGGAAUGCAGAUAUGGGUCACAUUUAUAUCAGGUCUGAUCAUGGGCAGUAACCUCACGAGACACACAUUCGGCUUCAUUCAGAGCAGACUUUUUCCAUACUACUUUCACCUUGGAUCUUUCUGUGCCUUCUUUAAUUUAACCAUCUUUGCAAUGUAUCAUCCCAGUGAGUUGUUAACUGAAGAGGAGACAUUUCAGAUUAUUGUUCUUUUCAUCUGUGUGACUGUUGCUGGGCUCAAUGCACAAUGGUUUGGUAAGAUAACUUCUGAAAUAAUGGCUGACAUGCAUCUGAUUGAACAGAGCUGUGGACUGGGGAAGGAUAUUGGAUUGUCAACCAACAGAGAGGCUUAUAACAAGCUGAAGGAGAGUAACCCCAAAUACAAGAAGUUUUCACAUCAACUAACCCUGUAUCACAAUACUUCCUCUUUAUGCAACCUGUGUUGCAUCAUCUGUAAUGGGAUAAGUUUGUACUACAUGGCAGCCAAUUUAUCCACAUUAUGAAAGUGUUUUCAGUACAAAUAUUUUAAAGGCUCAGUGUUGAAUGGUGAAAACUUCAUUUACAAAUAAUGGAAGGCUGAAAAGAAAACUAUUUUGUUGUAUUGUCUGACGAACAUAAAUCCAGUAUGAUCGCUCCAAUAAUUAUGCAUUUUUAAAAGUGUUCAUGCUAUUAUUUGCAAUAUUUUAGAACAAAAAUCAGUGGGAAGUAGAAAAUUUUAAAUUAGAGGCAACGCUGUUGAAAUUCAUUAGCGAAGACAAGUCUAGGGUGAUAAACCUGAAACAAAAACUGAAAUAGCAGGAGAACCUCAGCAGGUCUGGCAGUAUCUAUAGAGAGAAAGCAUCAACAUUUUUGGGUCUAGUGACCCUUAAACAUUGAUUCUGCUUUCUCUCCAAUCUUUAAGGGCCACUGGACCCAAAAUAUUGACUCUUUCUCUCCAUCGAUGCUGCCAAACAUGCUAAAUUUCUCCAGCGAUUUCUGGUUUCAAUUCCGAUUUCCAGCAGUACUUUUUUUUUAGGGUGGGAAAUGUUUAAUUCUAUUAUAGUUUGACUUACCGUAGUUUACCCUGUGUUAUAAUGCAUAUGUGUAAAUAAGCUGUCAUACUUUUCCACACCCACAAAUUGAUGGGAUUGAAUAAAUUUUAGGAGCUCUGCAAUGGGAUUUUUGAGUACAGCCAAGGGGAAUUUGCCAGUAUAUAUAUUAAUCUUGUGAAUUAAUUUUUAUAUGCUCUUUGUCAAUGAGAAUCCUGCUAUUAGAUGGACUUGGUUUGUUAGCCUGAAAUUGAUGUAAGUGAAAUUAGAACAGGUUAUAUAUAACCUUUCCAGGAAUUUAGAAAACUAGAAGAGAUUUGUGAUCCAUAUGUCUAGUCCCAAAAUUCAAAACCGUGCCCCACACUAGCCCAACUCUUAAUUCUUUUAUCCAACAAAUUUUAAUGUAGAUCAUACCAAUUUGAUGACAGUACAUAACUCUUUAGGGCAGUCGUGUGUAUGUAUAAUUUUGUAUAAGAUGUAGAUUGAAUGUAUUGUAUCAAAAACACUAAUGAUUUUCCAAUGUUGAUAAAGAAUAUUUUGUCACCCUUUCCAUUAUUGCACUUCUCUAGUUUGUUUUUCAUGUACUUUUGAUGGCUCAUGGUUUUUAUAUUAAUUUUGUUCUUUCUGAAGGUAUCACUGGCAAGGCCAGAAUUAGUUGCCCAUUCUUCAUUGUCCUUGCAUUGAGUGGCUUGCUCUGCCAUUUCAGGGAAUGUAAUGCCUGCAUUUCUCACCAGAGGGCAACUAAAAAUCCUACACAGUACUGUAGGUCUGAAGUCACAUGUAGGUCAGACAAAAUAAGAAUAGCUAAUUUCCUUUGAGUUAACAGUGCUGUAUUAUUGUCAAAUGUUCCUGGGACAUACUCUAAAUUUUACUAUCAACUGUGUUGGAAUUCAAAUUUUUUUUUUAAAGUCUGGGUUAGAGAACUAGCCAAAUGGUGACAUAUAACAGCUGUCGAUCACUGUAAAAACCCAUCUGGUUCAUGUUGCCCUUUUUAGGGAAGGAUAUCAACCAGUUACCUGAUGUGAAGUUAGUUGAACUUUGGUGGGGAAACCUCUACUAUUUCUGUCACAAUCAAUUAUGUCUAAUCCCAUGGAAAAAGAUGGAUUGAUUAGGAAUUGGAUUUCUAAAGGGGAAGUCAUGUUUAACUAAUCUGCUGGAAUGUUUAGAAGACGUUACAGCAAGGCUGAAUGAGUAAUGCUGUUGAUAUGUUGUACGUGGAUGACCAGGUGUUUACAACUGUGUGACACUAUUAAUGUGAAUAUAAAAUUGGUUGAGUGAUAGGAAAUGGGGUAACAGUAAAUGGAUAAUUUCUGAGCUGGCGGAAAAUUUAUCGUGGCUUUUCUCAGAAUAUGAGCAUUUUGCACUUAUAUUCUACCCUUCAAGCUGUCACAUUUUGACUUUG
This is a messenger RNA of Chiloscyllium plagiosum (whitespotted bambooshark), 2633 nucleotides long. Its product is annotated as transmembrane protein 205. The record is from RefSeq and is a predicted model, not a curated record. Lineage: Eukaryota; Metazoa; Chordata; Chondrichthyes; Orectolobiformes; Hemiscylliidae.